AUGUCGAGAUCUAGGAAGCUUAUUGAGGCGCUAGAAGAGAUUUUUGAAAGCGAGAAAUCCUAUAUCCGGGAUCUGAUUCUAUGGGAGAGGGACUUCCGGAUAUGGGUUCUUAACUGUCCGUUGUUUAGUAGCCCAAAAGUCAAGUAUGAGAUAUGCGACAGGGUGUUCAUCAACAUGGACAGAAUUCAAAGGUUGCACCAGAGGAUUUACGAGGACAUGAGGAAGAUGAACUUUGGGGCGGGUUUCGAGACGAUGGGAAAGGAUGCCCUGAACAACGCCAAUGAGCACGCAACUGAAAAGGCAGAGGGCUCGAGCGCAAAUCUGCGGCAGCUGGAGUGUGUAUCGAUAUAUGAAAGGUAUGUUGACGAGUUUACUGUGUACUACGAGUAUGUGCGGAGGCUUCCCAAGGCCGAGUUUGAGCUUGAGAAGCUUAUGUAUCGGUAUCCGGACUUUGCAAGCGGCGUGAAGGACUUUCUGGAGCAAAAGAAUGCCGAGUUUCUUGGGAUCAAGCAUUUUCUGUACAGGCCGUCUCAGAAGCUUGCGCGAUACCCCCUGCUUCUGAAGGCUGUUGUCAAGAACGAAGAGGGCGGUCUCAAGGAUGCAUAUGAAAGGCUGGUUGAGAGCUUUAAGGCGAUAGCAAAGAAUGCAGACAGGGAGUUUAACAAAUAUGGCACCCAGUUUGCGAUUUACAGGCUUGGGAUGAGUUUUAAGUACAAGGGGACGGUCAGGAACCAGCAGUGCUUAGCUCUGUUCCAGAAGAAAAGGAAGCUGCUAAAGGAGGGAGAGGCUCUGGUGAGGAGCAGUACCAGGGAAGGGUCUGCGGUAUACAAGGUGUUUGUCUUUGACCACCUAAUCCUGAUAUGCGACUAUCCACAAAACAAGUUUGCGGACUUGUACAUCAACGACGAGCCGAUAUUCAUGCCAAGGCUGAUUGCGCUUAAGGAGGAUCCCGGGUUUUUUGAUAAGGACGAAGACUUCGAGGAGUUUUCUUCGCUGUUUCUAUUUGAGGCAGGAAGCGCCAAGGCCUGGGGCCUAUACUUUCAUGACCAGGGAGAGAGGGAUGUGUACUUCAAGAUAAUCCAAAAGGCAGUCCACAGAGUCAGGGCAAAGCUCCGGGACGACAUAUCUCUUAGGACACUCCCAUUUGAGACCGGCGAAACCGUGAGAUAUGCAUGCCAGGCAAACAAUACAGAUUGGCGUGGAGAGAGCUUUUCGUCCUCAAACUCCGGAGAAGAAAGUUCUUACAUGUCAACCGAUGGAGACUCUCUGGAUAGCGCCGAGAUGCUGAAGCCUGCGGGAUGCGACAGCCUCGAUGAGGCCGUGAAUGCAUUCUUCGAAAACAGAAACAACAGCUCCAAAGAUGGAGAAGAUCCCUACGAAGAAGACCAUGAUGGCUCGGAAGAUUCGCUAGAGCCUGGAUCCAACAAGACAUGGUCUUUGUGGAAGACCUUAUUUCCAACGGCCGACUUCUUUGUGAGCAGUAUUAAGCUUCCUCUGCCCUUGGAUAGAAGCAACGACCCCGAGUAUACCUCUGCGCAGAAGAGCAUGUAUAUUAUAGCAGUUGGUGACGGGGUCUAUCGGUUUUUCAAUCAAAAGAUCGACAGGAUCCUGGAGAGAAAGGUCAGCAAGAUAAUCUACGACUCUACAUAUGAAUUGAUGAUGUACCAGUCGGGUUCGACUCUGUAUGCAUCCCACUUCAAUGUAGAGUCCACAAGUAUAGAGGAGAAUGUCCUGAAGAGCGAUAUCGAAAACUUCUUCUAUGGAGUAACAAAGCAAGGUCCAUGCAUUGCAUCGACGGAUUCUGGGGACGGGAAGUCUGUUUCCAUAUUCCUUUUUUUGGCGGUGAUAUCCAACGAAGCAGUUACGAUUGAGCUUUCCCGAAAGUUGUACGUUGGGCUCCAGGUGUACAACGUCUUCUUCUGCUCGGAAAAGAUUGUGAUCGCAUGCAGGGACUUUGAGAUUGUCGACAUGGAAUCUCUCAGGACAGAAGAGCUUCUGCAGGUCUACGACCCGUGCAUUCCCGUACUUUUCUACGGGCUCAAGAAUACCACUGCAAGAUCCAUACUCCCUGUCUCACCACGCGAGUUUCUUCUGUGCUUUGACUCUGUAGGGUUCAUAGUCGACGACACCGGAAAGCUAAAGCGAACAGACAUUAUCUUUUUGUGGAACUGCAGGCCUGUGGAGUUCAAGCUGUCCAAGAAUUAUGUUAUUUGUCUUGGACAUCGGAUCAUAAACAUAUUUGACCUGAGGACUGGGCUGCUGAUUUUCACCAAACUGCAGCAUGGAUUACGAUUUGUGACCGGAAGCCUUGAGCCAUUGCUGCAUGAUGGAAAGAACUUUUACAAAAUAACAUUUGAAGCAGAUGUUGAUGAGGCAAACGAACGGUCCAAUAAGAGCCAUAGAGACGAGGAGAUAUCGGCGAAAUAA
This is a messenger RNA of Encephalitozoon cuniculi GB-M1, 2427 nucleotides long. RefSeq lists its product as uncharacterized. Bases 1 to 2427 code for a protein of 808 amino acids. NCBI's taxonomy places the organism in Eukaryota, Fungi, Microsporidia, Unikaryonidae. The record is from RefSeq and is marked provisional. The transcript has a single exon. Gene Ontology annotation, molecular function: guanyl-nucleotide exchange factor activity.